AUGUGGUGUGUCCAGCGAUGGCUGGGAAUGGCACUGGACCUAUUUGUCGCUGGAAUCGCCAUUAUUCUCGUUGCCUUUGCGACAAGUAUCAGAGGCAGUGGCUCAACUGGCUAUCUCGGCGUAGCCCUGUAUCAAAUCGUGACAUUAAGUACCACGCUACAGACGCUCGUUACCGAGUGGACGCAGAUUGAAAUGGCCCUUGGAGCUAUCAGUCAUGUCCGUACCUAUAUUCUCGACACAAAAGACGAGAACCUACCUAAUGAGACCGGACAUGUCAGCGACAAAUGGCCCGCAAAGGGCGCCAUUGUAUUCAACGGUGUCUCUGCAUCCUAUGACACUUCCACGGACCCAGUACUCAAGGACAUCAACCUUUCCAUAACACCUGGUGAAAAGCUCUCCUCUGCAUGCUGGAGCUUCAAUCAGUAUCGAUUUGCGUCGACGACAUCGACAUCAGCACCAUCGCUCGCCAGGCCUCAUGCUCGCUUCAACUCCCUUCCCCAAGACCCGUUCUUCCUACAAGGCACUGUCCGCGAGAACCUUGAUCUUCUCGGGGUCACCACCAACGAGCACUUGGUUCAGGCACUUCAGUCUGUGCGCCUAUGGGACUUCUGCGAGUCCUGCGGCGGCCUGGAUGAGGAUAUGAACGAAGGGACCUUGUCGCAUGGACAGAGCGUCCUCGUUAUGGAGGAGGUGGGUGGCAGCGUUGACGCGGAUACGGACGCUUUGAUACAUGAGAUUCUGCAGAAAGAAUUUGAGUCGUGCACUGUCAUUGCUAUUGUUUACAAGAUACACACAUGA
Molecule: messenger RNA, 798 nt
Organism: Penicillium expansum
Lineage: Eukaryota; Fungi; Ascomycota; Eurotiomycetes; Eurotiales; Aspergillaceae
Exons: 3
Coding region: 1-798 (265 amino acids)
Biological process (GO): transmembrane transport
Cellular component (GO): membrane
Molecular function (GO): ATP binding; ATPase-coupled transmembrane transporter activity
Source: RefSeq, a predicted model, not a curated record